AUGGGGAAGAGAAUUACCCCGUCGGGGAAUCAGGGAUGGGGAAUCCCCGUCUCCGACGGGGACGGGGAGGGGCAUCCCCGCCCCCGCCCCGUUACCACCCCUAGCUCAAACAUACAUGUCUUGUUUGAUGAUUCUACUUUACAUGAGGAUGCAUGCUUAGAUUAUAUUCAUAAAGUAGAAAAGAACCAAUCCCUGUCAUUUGCUAAUGCUCAUUGGAGCAAGCGGAGACCUCCUCUGAGGGGGUUGGGAAGGCCUGCUAAGCGUUUUCUAAUAAAAGACUUUUUGAACCUUCACUUUGCAGACAUUUGUUGUUUACAAGAGUCCAAAUUGGAAUCCAUUCCGGAGGCAAUUUGGAGGGAGAUCGGUGGACCUCGGUUGGGUGACUUUGGCGUUUCUGUUGACUUCUACUCCAAAAGAGACAAUUUCCAUUGGAGAUGUACCUCGGUCCACGGGCCAAAUGCGCGACAUCUAAAGACUGUCUUCUGGGAGGAGAUUCGAGGAUGUUGUGUUCCCCCUGAGUUACCUUGGGUGAUUUACGGGGACUUCAACGCCAUCUUUUUGGUGGCGGAUAAGAGAGGGGGGCCGCCGAACUUAAUGGAUAUCCGUGAUGCAUCCUCCUUCCUUAAUGAUUUGAAUCUCUUUGAACCCCCGAUGGUUGGUCGGCGGUUUACGACUUGGGCUGAGCUUUUUCCUAGAUUGAUCCAAAAUUGCCUCCCUCGAUUAGGUUCCGACCACAUUCCUAUUAGACUUGAGGUUGGGAUGCACUGUGCUAAUCCUAGGCUUUUCCGAUUCGAAUUAGCUUGGACCUCGGUGGACAGCUUCGCCAAUUUAGUGUCUCAAUGGUGGACUAGUAUCAACCCGCAUGGGUGUGGGGCUUUUGUUUUGGCCAAAAAAUUGGCGUGGCUCAGGGAUAAAUUGCGCAUUUGGUCCAAGGAGAGUUUCGGUUCUAUUAAAUUGCGUAAGUUGGCCUUACUCCAUGAUUUGGAGCUGUUGGACAUCAUCAAAGAAUCGAGGACGCUUACUUCUGAGGAAGCUCAGACCGAGUUUGGUUUGUGGGAGAGAUUAGGGGGGAUCUGCAAACAAGAGGAGAUGUACUGGAAACAGCAAUCCGUACUCACGAUGGUCUCGAGAGGUGAUGAAAAUACUAAGUAUUUUCAUUCAGUAGUAAAUAGCAGGAAAAACACAAAUUUUUUACCUUAUGUCAGGGUUGGCAAUGAGUCCUUUUCUGAGGCUAGGGAUAUUGGGAAAGUUUUUGAAACUCGCUUCCGGGCUCUAUUUGAGGAAGUUAAAAAGGCAGUUUUUGACUUAGGUAGUGACAAAGCGCCGGGUCCUGACGGGUUCCCUAUGAUGUUCUGUAAAACCUUUUGGGAGAUUGUCAAAGUGGAGGUUAUGAAUCUAUGCGAAGAUUUUUUUUCAGGGAAGGCGAACUUAGAAUGUAUUAAUUGGGCGAGUAUUGCUCUCAUUCCUAAGAUCUCGAGUCCGGCGUCUCCGAGUGACUAUCGGCCUAUUAGUCUGAUUAAUUCUUCCCUGAAAAUCAUAUCUAAGAUUCUGGCCUCGCGACUCAGUAUGGUGAUAGAUCCUUUGGUGGAUAACGUUCAGUCGGUUAUUUUAAAAGAGAGAUGCAUAUUAGACAACAUCGCUACGGCCGAGGAACUUUUAUUCAGUAUCCACAAGAGAAGAUUGGAUCUCCAUGUUCUAAAAGUGGACUUUGCAAAAGCCUUUGAUUCAGUUGACUGGGACUUCUUGUUUGAACUUUUGAAAGUCAGGGGAUUCGGGGCCAGAUGGUUAGGGUGGAUUCAAUCGCUCCUGAGUACGUCGAAAGCAUCUAUUCUCAUUAAUGGGUCCCCCAAAGGAUACGCUAGAUAUCAGAACGGCCUAAGGCAAGGUGACCCUCUCUCGCCAUUGCUUUUUAUAUUGGUUACGGAUAUUCUGAGUGCAAUGUUUGAGAAUGCGCUUAAUUCACGCAUUUUGAUUGGAGUUCCUGUUGGGGAGCUUGGUAGCAUGUGUAACUUACAUUAUGCGGACGACCUUCUGAUCCUGACCACUGGUGGGUCUGAAGACCUGAAGGUUAUUAAGCUGAUCUUGUUGGUGUUUGAAGGGCUUUCGGGCGAGGAAACCAACUUUGCCAAGACAUGUUUAUUCUCUACAAACUUGAACCAGCUUCCUGAUGUUCGCGUAGCUAAGACUUUUAGCUGUGAUGUGGGUCUUUUCCCUGUCAACUAUCUGGGCAUUCCGAUUUCUGGCAGGCAUCCUUUUGCUAGCAAUCUAAACUCUUCUGUUGGUCUUGAUAAGGACGCUAGACUUUGGAGUCUGGCUACUAAUGGAUCUUUCUCGAUCAAAUCGUUCUACGAACAUCUUAAUGAUGGGGGACUUCGAUGCUCAAUGGCUAAAGCCUUUUGGAAAGGACCUUGUCCUAGGAAGGUUAAUAUCCUUAACUGCUCCGGAGGGAUUGAGAUCGACUCUUGA
Molecule: messenger RNA, 2466 nt
Organism: Dioscorea cayenensis subsp. rotundata (Guinea yam)
Lineage: Eukaryota; Viridiplantae; Streptophyta; Magnoliopsida; Dioscoreales; Dioscoreaceae
Exons: 8
Coding region: 1-2466 (821 amino acids)
Source: RefSeq, a predicted model, not a curated record